AUGCUACUCAACGUCAGUUGCAUCGGUAGAAACGACGUUUCGCAAAAUGAGCGCGCCAUUGGUCAAGCCCGAGUCCAAAAGAAUCUAGAUGCUGUAGAGGUUGUAACGAACGAAGUGCAGGAGUGGGAUGGACGAGGUAGAGCCAGAUUGAUACCUGAUACAAGUCCAUCCCGCUUGAAGAUUUUUGUGCCAGAGCGCCGCACGAAGAAGGGAAGAAUUCCCUGCGUCGCAAAAAGUGCGGAAUACGACGGGACAUGUGAUUGCUGUCAUUUAGCGAAAAAUUCACGAGUAUCUUCCUUUAUAGCGUCAGUGCCGCCCGAUAUUCUGGACUAUGACACCAGCACGGACAUGGUGGUGAUGGAGGGACGAAACGUGACUCUGCGUUGCGCUGCGACCGGUUCCCCGGCGCCCAACAUCACCUGGCGACGCGAGGACGGUCAGCAAAUUCAGCUCGGAAACGGAGAGGAAGUUGCGAGCGUGGAUGGUUCGAGCUUCAAUAUCACAAAAGUGAACCGGCUACAUAUGGGUUCCUAUUUAUGCAUCGCAUCCAAUGGCGUACCUCCUUCCGUCAGCAAAAGAAUAAUGCUCACUGUGCAUUUUCCACCGAUGAUUUGGGUUCAGAAUCAAUUAGUCGGCGCUCAAGAAGGGCAAAAAUUGACUCUAGAAUGCUAUUCAGAAGCAUUCCCAAAGUCUAUUAAUUAUUGGACUAGAGAUCAAGAUAAGAUUGUGCCCCAAGGAGGAAAAUACGAUCCAGUACUGAAAGAUAACGCGUACAAAAUACACAUGAGGCUGACGAUAAACUCCGUCAGCCCGACGGAUUACGGCUCGUAUAAAUGUGUGUCCAGGAACUCGUUGGGCGACACUGACGGCAGCAUUAAGGUCUAUCCAAUAUCGGGCUCCAAUUCCAGCAUCACCAAGUACAAAGGUAAAGCAAGGCAUAAUUCAGGGAACAAUAACAUCCUAGAGGGAAAUCAAGACAUGCUAAAGGAACGAGAUUUGAAACUACGAGGUCGAAAGGAGAACGGCGGCGACGUAGCGGACUACGAUGAAUCCAGUGCUACUAGCAACGACAGCUCGUUGCUGCUGGUGAUUCUUGUCGCGCUGUGUCUGUACCUCCAUCAUCAUCCGCAGAUGCGAACGUUACAUCCGGCCUGA
Messenger RNA from Cyphomyrmex costatus, 1155 nucleotides. RefSeq names its product protein CEPU-1. The record is from RefSeq and is a predicted model, not a curated record. The transcript is spliced from 8 exons. Bases 1 to 1155 code for a protein of 384 amino acids. Gene Ontology annotation, cellular component: neuron projection. NCBI's taxonomy places the organism in Eukaryota, Metazoa, Arthropoda, Insecta, Hymenoptera, Formicidae.